UAAAGUUAAAAACUUUGUAAAGACAAACCAGGUUGAAAAAAAGACCUCAGAACAGGAGAAGAAGGAACAAAAUGGAAAAAAACAAAACAAAACAAAAAAAAACAAACAAACCUGACAAAGGAGAUUACUUCCAAAACUAUUUGGAGGCUAAAUAACUCAAUAAGAACACACAGCCUAAUAAAAAUGGGCACAACCAAAACACUCUUCAAGUAUAUGGAUGCUAAUAAAAUAUGAAGAAGUUAAAAUAAAGGUCUCCUUUUAGCAAAACUACAUGAGACAAUGGAAAUCAUCAGAAAUUCACAAUAAUGUGUGGAGAGUGCAGGGAAAAGGGAGAGUGCUCACUGUGGUGGAGUUAAAGAACACUGGAGAAAGGCCAUGGAUAUUCCUCAAAAAAACAAAACAAACAAACAAAAAAAACUGGAAGUAAAUGGCUAACCCACACUGGCAUAUCAUAAUGAAACCACAAUUGAAACAGGCACGAAUCCACAAUAUACUAGUAAAUAUACAGGAAGCACUGUUUAUUAGCCAAGGAAAUGGGAAGGAAAAAGACAUUGAUGAUACUGUGGAACAUAUAAAAAGGAUAAGCAAUAAAAAAACUCAUCUGGGUCACUUGCAGUGAAGGUGGGUGAACAAUUAUAUCACAGGAAGUAAAUGAGGAAAGGAAAAGACAACGGGAAUCUAGAACAUGAUAAAGAAACAUUUACAGUUAGUACAAGGGAAAAUAAUAAAAAAGGCUACAAAGAAUGGGGCGGAGGGAGACAGGAGGAUGGGAAAGAGAAAAAUAGCGGGAAAAUAAUGACUAUGUAAAAAGAAAAGCCUGGGAAUGUCUGUGGACUCAAAGUGGGGCCUGCUAUAAUUAACACCUGGAUGGAGCAGGUGGUCGGGUAGAGAGGGACGUGAAGAAAGUAUGGAUAUUUUCUUAGGGCAGAAAUACAUAUCUUCAUUAAAAUUAAGUUAAACGUGGGACUUGGUGAAAUGGAACAUUCACAAAAGUCUAAUGGGACUAGGAGAAAAGAACUAAACUAAAGUGAUGAAAUGAAAUGAAAGAUACUAGUGCAAUUUAAGAAGGCUGAACAAAAUGGUAAACACAAUGCUUGAAACAUGGAGUGUGAAGUUGUACAUAAACAAAUGGUAAACUUAAAAUGCAAAAACAAACGGAACAACUAGAAAGAGACCCACACAACAGGAAGAAGGCUGAACCAACAGGAAGGAAAAUAUUGUAACUUUCAGACUAAGUGAUCUGUACGAGAAUUUUGGAAGAUGAAUGUAUAAGCCUAUCUAAGUUAUCUUAAAAAGACAAACAACAAAAACAAAAAAGAAAAUAAUAUAUAAGCAUGAUAAAAACAAGAGAGUAAAAGGGAAAAAACAAAAAAAAAAAGUAAAAAAAAAAAAAAGGCGGGUUGGGGGUAGGGGGGAGGAAGACAGGGACAGAGAAAAAGAGCUGAAGAAAUGAACCCAAAGUUGCAGGAAGCCUAUGCCUUUCUAAAUGAGCUUGUUUUGGGUCUUGACCAACGGCCCUGAAGGGAGAAAAGCAUAUGUGCCUCUCUGCUGGCAUCUUUCGGUGCUAGGACCCUGAACGCUAGGAGAGUGGCCAGUGAGAACGCAUAGAAAUUGGGGAGGACCUCACUGGAGAGCAAUGUUGAGGCAAGGGUUGAUUGUUGUCCCGGGAGGGGUUGUCCUCAGGCAGGGGUCUGGGGUGGGGAGACCCCUAAAGGGGAGAGGGUAGGUGGGCAGACAUAUGUUUCCACAAGUGUGUUAGGAUGUGAAUGGUGAGCCCACGGAAGUCCUGUCCAGCCCGCAUUUGUGUGCUGAACUUGGAAGCCCCGCAGUGACUGUCCAGCGGGCAAGGCUGGAAGGCCCAAUGCCCCCGAAUCAUUUGCAUCCUGAGCCCUUUGGUCCAGGGGGCCAGGUCGGAAGUGCGUGUGGGGCCCGGUCAAGGGGAAUUCCCCGAGAAAAGUGUGGGUGGUUGGAUGGCGGGAGUGGGAGUGGCCACGCCCUCGGCCGCCUCAGCCAAUGAGGAGCUUGCAGGUGCGGGGGUGGGGCUGUGGGGAAACCCCCAAAGGCCCGAGGGGGCGGGGCCCAGGCCCUUUUUUGGAGCCGGACCGUCUGAGGGAAGGAGGCGUCGGCGUGCAGCUGCAGGUAGGAGAUGGAAACCCUCGUGGGCCUCGUGUGCAGAGCCCCGGGCGCUGCUUCUGAGCACGGGGGAGCUGUGUGUCCGUCUCCCUUCGACGUCUUCCCCGGAGGGCAAGGUGGUGGGCCCAGCGCCGCUGGUGCGGAUGCCCUUCGGGGACCCUCUGUCCCUGAGGGGCCGUCGCCGGCGCUUGGGCGUCCGCAGCGGGGUGACUUGGCUCCUGGGUCGGCAGGGCUGAGGCCUGGCCAGACAGGCGCCCUGAGUUGGAAGGGGCCGUGGGGGGUGGGGGCUGGGCUUCAGAAUCUGGGGAACACCUGCUACGUGAACGCGGCGCUGCAGUGUCUGAGCCACACGCCGCCCCUGGCCAGCUGGAUGGUGUCCCAGCCGCACGCCACCCUCUGUCCGGCCCGCAGCGCCUGCACGCUCUGUGCCAUGCGCGCUCACGUGACCCGAGCCCUCCUUCACGCGGGAGAGGUGAUCCGGCCCCGCAAGGACCUGCUGGCGGGCUUCCACAGACACCAGCAGGAGGAUGCCCACGAGUUUCUGAUGUUCACUCUGAAUGCCAUGCAGCAAGGGUGCUUGAGUGCAUCCCAGCCGUCGGGCCAUGCCUCGGGGGACACCACCGUCAUCCGUCAGAUCUUCGGCGGGACGUGGAGGUCUCAGAUCCAGUGUCUCCACUGCCUCGGUGUCUCGGACACGUUCGGCCCUUAUCUGGACAUCAGCCUGGAUAUCACGGCGGCUCAGAGUGUGGAGCAAGCUCUGAGCGAGCUGGUGAAGCCCGAGAAGCUGGACGCGGACAAUGCCUAUGACUGCGGCGUCUGUCUCCGGAAGGUGCCUGCCACCAAGAGGUUGACUGUGCACAGCACCUCCCAGGUCCUGGUGCUGGUGCUGAAGCGGUUCACACCGGUGAGCGGGGCCAAAAGGGCUCAGGAGGUGCGCUAUCCCCAGUGCUUGGACCUGCAGCCCUACACGUCUGAGCGGAAGGCAGGGCCACUGGGCUACGUGCUCUAUGCCGUGCUGGUGCACUCCGGGUGGAGCUGUGAGCGAGGACACUACUUCUGUUACGUCCGAGCGGGCAACGGCCAAUGGUAUAAGAUGGACGAUGCCAAGGUGACCGCCUGUGACGAGACCGCUGCCCUGAGCCAGAGCGCCUACGUCCUGUUCUACGCCCGGGAGGGUGCGUGGGAAGGGGGCGCUGGGCGAGGGGCAGCGGCCCCCGUCGGGGCUGACCCCACAGACCCCGGGCAGCCUGCAGGAGACGCCGGCGGCAGAGCUCCUGGGUCGGAGGAGUCCCCGGGAGACACAGAGGUCGAAGGGAUGAGCUUAGAGCAGUGGAGACGCCUGCAAGAACUCAACCGACCGAAGCCGGCCUUGGAGCUCCGGAAGGUCCAGUCUGCCCUGCCUGCCGGCGCAGUCGUGAUUCACCAGUCCAAACACGGAGGAGGGAGAAACCGCACGCCGCCCCAACAGGAGCACGAGCGGCUCGACCGUCCCAGCACGGACACCCCGCCUCCGGGGCCGAAGAACGUCGGCAACGGCCCUUGUGCCAGCGGGAGGGCCAGAGCGACCAAGGGGAAGAACAAGAAGCCGCGGCCAUCUCUGGGGCUGUGGCGGUAG
Messenger RNA from Bubalus bubalis (water buffalo), 3748 nucleotides. RefSeq names its product ubiquitin carboxyl-terminal hydrolase 17-like protein 6. The transcript has a single exon. Gene Ontology annotation, molecular function: cysteine-type deubiquitinase activity; cysteine-type endopeptidase activity. Gene Ontology annotation, cellular component: nucleus; cytosol. The record is from RefSeq and is a predicted model, not a curated record. Gene Ontology annotation, biological process: protein deubiquitination; regulation of apoptotic process. Lineage: Eukaryota; Metazoa; Chordata; Mammalia; Artiodactyla; Bovidae. Bases 2147 to 3748 code for a protein of 533 amino acids.